Tremella mesenterica DSM 1558 is the source of this 600-nucleotide messenger RNA. RefSeq lists its product as uncharacterized. The transcript is spliced from 3 exons. The coding region runs from base 1 to 600 and encodes 199 amino acids. The record is from RefSeq and is a predicted model, not a curated record. NCBI's taxonomy places the organism in Eukaryota, Fungi, Basidiomycota, Tremellomycetes, Tremellales, Tremellaceae.
AUGGGAUCCUCGACAUCAAAAUCAGCUAGGAAAUUACCAACAUCCACCUCUCGUCCGUCCCCACCAUGGGCAGGAACAAGAACCCCUCAUCCUGAUUCUCUCUUUCAGCCUGGACAGACACAUUCUCCUCAAUCCUCUGCUCAAAAUCCACUUGGAGGAUAUGUGAAUCCGACAAAGAAUUUCAGCGGGGAGAAAGACCAAGCGGUGAGACAAGAUGCGCUGGACCCUCAGUUCAUGGCGAAUCUCUCUAGAUUAGGGCCGGUCAGUAUACAUGAUGUCGGACAUUUUGUCAAAUCUCCCCCACUGGCCCAACGUACACUCUCAGCACGUCAAUCUCAAUCUCAACUCCCCCCUUCAACUCUCACCGCUCAAUCUCUCACUUCACUCCUCGACGAAAUAAAGACUCUUCCUUCCGACGCCGGAAGUCUUAUGAAGAUUGAGAGGCUGUAUAGACAGUACGGAGUUGAUAAGCAGACUAUGGAACGGUUGAGAAGAUGGGUGAACAGUCCUAGUGUCGGAAAGGAGCAUAAGAGGGUGGUGGAAGGUGAAGAGAUUGUAGAAUUACAAGCUGUUUGGGUGGAUGGUCCUCGUCCGUCAUGA